UGACCCCGAGCGCUUUCUUAAAGAGACAGCGCACUCACUCACUCAAGCACACGCACUCCCCUCAACAUACACACACUUUCCUUCACACAGUCCCCCGCAACACACAUACCCGGGCUCCCUGCAUCCCGAUCACUUCCCCACCUGGGCUGUGCUGAGGCUUCAGGAGCUGCUGCUCUCCUGCCCUCCCCUAACACAGCUCACAGGGAAAGUGAUCUGGAUGCAGGAAGCCCUGACGUCUCCUUGCUCACAGACCCCUAGGACUGCGGGGAGGAGGAGCAGCAGUCCAGUGGGGGGAGCAAGCAGCAAUACCAGCUGCUUUGUAUAUCCAGGUCAGUUUCCCAAUAUAAGUGCAGGAGGGGGAUGCAAGGGUUUAAUAGUGAGAUAGCGAAGAAGAGUACAUCCAUUUUCCCCGCCCCUUCAUCCUCACUCUUAUUCUCUGGAAUCAUUAUUACAGUCACUAUAGAAAGUAAAAUGUUUAAUUUCAGAACUCCCUUCCUUACUCCCGUAGAAGUUUUAAAAUCAGCCAUGCUUAUUGACCCUUCAGCCUUGAAGCACCUCUCCACAGCACCACUCUCCAGCUGCAGCAAGCCUCAGAAUACAUCAGAAAAGAACAAGCUGGUGGAACUGUAUCAAUACCCAGGGUACAACGAGCAUGAGCCAACACCACUGCCUAAUGGGACAGAGCUGACUGACAUCAUAGAGAAGGUGGUGUGUGCCCAGAGAAAGUCAGCAAGUGGGAAGACUCCUUUUCCUUCAAAGAUGCUGCAGAAGUUUCUCACAGCUCCAGUCUCCCAUGCUAUCCUGUUGGACAGCUUCUGGUGGUUUUUUCUCCACUUAUAUCAGCCAAAUAGAGAGAUUCAGGGACAGCUGUUUGAUCGCAUUGCAAAGAAUUAUGCCGCCCUCAUGUUUGACUGUCACAAGUUCCGCUACCAGAAUGCUCUUAUUAAAGUUUUCCCUUCAUUGCUGAGCCAAACUUUGUACACCUGCUUCUGCUCCAGCUUUCCAAGAUCCUGGUUCGAUACACAUGAGUUCAAGUCCCAGCUCUGCAAUGUGUUGUCAGAGUGGAUGGCAGGGACACUGCCUGUCCCAGGGAGCUACAGUAGCUGGGACUACUCCAACCUGGAACCAGAGAGAUUUAGGAGGGAAGACUUGCUGUCAACAAAGGGAAAGCAGAGGACAGAAUCCUCUGUCCCCUUUGCUUCCUCAAAGGCUUCUAGCAACCCAGAAAAGACUCCUCAGCCAUCCAUUCAACCAUACAAGGGGUGCGGAUAUUUCAUAGAAGAUGAAGAUAAGAGUGGAGAAAAAAGUACAAAAGAGAAACGCAUGUCUUUGGGCCAAACUGUCAACAAGCACCAACCUGAUCAAACAAGCCUGGACCUCGGCUCCAAGGAAGUUGUACAUGCAUCUAUGUCCUUUAAAGGCAUCACCCCUCAUACCAUGCCACAUGAUCUGCAGCCUGAAAAGGAUGACCUGAAAAGUGCUUGGAAGCAGCCCCAACACACAUUUAAAACAAGGCGUCUAAAGAUCGCCCCACUCCAUAGAGAGUCACACCCAGCUUGUCAGGGCCCUAACUUCACUUGGCAUCUCUUUAACAUCAAUGGACACAGCCCACUAAUUCAGCACUUCCUCCAGAGCUAUAAUGUUGAACCACAGUCUGGACAAGACAUCUUGAUUCACAGGAGGGAGAUCUGCAAGCCUAUACCUACGGAGUCCACUCCAACCUAUGCAGACGUGAUCCGACAAGGUUUUAAUCAUAUUCGCCAUCUGGACGAUGCCUUCAAAACAAUGCGCCAGAGACACUGCAGGGAAAUGAAGGAUUUUGACCAGCACCAGUGGAAGAAGAAGCAAGAAUUCCUCAGAAAAGAGAAGCAAUUGCUGUCAGAGAAAGGAGAGAAGCUGAACCAAUUGCUGACCCCUCACCUGGAUGUACUCAACAGUUCCGACAAGAGUUCAAGUCUGUCACAGAAGUGUCUUAAUCCAGAAACAGCCAUAAGUCAACAGCACCCUGAGCAAACCAGAAUUCAUGACUCCCCCAACAUAAAUGUCCAUUCAGAUCUUCAUAUGCAUCUUAACGGUAUAUUUUGGGCAGGCCACCCUAAAGCUUUCUCCAUCAAUUAGGAACAGACAAACCUGAAAAAAUGUGAAGAUUCAGUUUACAGAAGUGCUCUGAGUUUAAAAAUUUGACCUCACUGAUCUGUAAAACUGGGCUGGAAAAAAAAUCUCACAAGAUUGCAAGAAUGGAAGUAAUACGAGGAUAAAAAAUAUUUUUAAUAUUGAA
This is a messenger RNA of Dermochelys coriacea (leatherback sea turtle), 2278 nucleotides long. It is a transcript of the gene FAM227A, whose product is annotated as family with sequence similarity 227 member A. NCBI's taxonomy places the organism in Eukaryota, Metazoa, Chordata, Testudines, Dermochelyidae. The record is from RefSeq and is a predicted model, not a curated record. The coding region runs from base 361 to 2118 and encodes 585 amino acids. The transcript has 13 exons.